AUACUCCACAUCUCAUAUUACCGAAUUACAUAUUUCAAAUCGACAAAACCACAUCAGACACAAAAACACACCUCAGACAACCUUGUUGCACCCAUUCAUUUGAACUGGGCCAUAUGUUUCCUAUUAGGUUCAAUGUUACUUUCAUGCGCUGUGUCCCGUCUGGCUUUAAUGUGUGUGGGAUAUUGAGUUAACUCAUUCACGGAAUGCAAACACUUGGCUUGUGAAGCACAUUAAAAGCUGUGUGAGCUGUAUUUAUGACUCAAUUCAUUCUCGGUGACUUGACACUUUAUUGUCAAGAAUGAAAGGAAGGGGUUUGAUAUCCCAGCUGUCAGGACACUGCAGCUAGAUCCACAGUUGUUCGUCAUAGGGGACAUGGUGACUUCGACAUCACAACCACAAGUUACAUGAUCGUUCUGGCUAUCACUAAUGUGUAUUGUUUGUAAUCAGUACUGUGUGGUAGCUGGGUUUUUUGUCGUUCUUCAAAAAAAAUAAAAAUAACAAACAUGUGACUCUCUCUGACUUGAGCAGUGUUUUAAUUAGAUUAGUUACGCUGAGAGGACCAAGCAACAUAACAUCCAUAUCCUGACACAGCUCGAACCUGUUUAGAGCUUUCACGCUCACAACAUGCAUAAAUUCAGUCAUGAGCGUUCAUUCAUCGGUAAACAGAUCACUGGUCUCACCCUUUUUGACCAUCAGCAGCACAACAAAGGGGAAGUAAUCACAUCCUGUGAUCAGUAAUUAGAAGACGCAAGCCAUAUAAUCAUGGAGCCAUAAGGAUGGUCGGGAAAAUCACACACAUCGUCAAAGACAGAUUUUUAAUGCGGUGGGUUGGUACUUAUAGUAGCUGACUGACAGCAGUGAUCUCAGUGAAUAUGACCGGAAGCAAGGCUCUAAACUUGAUGGGCCGUAUAUGGAUCAGACAUCUCUCCCGCUGAGCUGGAUGCCCUGUGGAGGGAACCACCAUACACUCUCGGGGGAACCAAUGACCACUUCUCAGGAAAUGACAUCAUGACUGAAGGAGCAGGCGAGGAUGAUGACGGACCCCUGGUGGAGUCAGAUGAAGGUGUCCUGGAGCCAGGACACGACUGGAAGAGGAAAGCAGCCUUCCUUCGAGGAAGUCGAGUGACACUGGAAGAUAAAUUCUCCUCAGAAAUUAUUCUCUUUUUUACUGGACGGCGACGCUCCAGUGAGGAUCCGGACCUGGCGCUCCAGGAGUCCCUUCGCACUCAACUCCGAGUAGUGGAGAGCAACAGUAAGGAUGUCAUCCAGUUAUUUAAAGACAUGUCUGCACGUCUGGUGUCUGUCCAUGCAGAGAAAGACAGCUUUGUUCUCACAUUCAAAACUGUGGAAGAAAUCUGGAAGUUUUCAACAUAUUUAGCAUUAGGCUAUGUUGCUCGCUGCUUGGAGAACUUCCUCUUUGAUCAGUCCUUCUGGUUGGACCCAAAACUGCUCAGUGACUUGGAGAUAAACGUAACGGUGGAUGAGGAUCAGCUGGCUACCCUCUACUUGGCACUUUUACUUCAGGAAGGAUCCUUCUUUGCUAAAGCAGUCUAUACAAGAGUUGAGGAGGAUGACGAAGAACAGCUGUCUUUCAAAAAGAACGACCUGCUGAUGGUAAAGGACACGGGACAGGAGGACAUGUGGGAGGGCACCCUGCUCUCCACUGGACACCACGGACUGGUGCCUGUUGAUUGCACUCAGCCAUUGCCCUACCCUUUCUACCAAUGGUUCCUGAAGAACUACCCGGGGUAUGCGGGGUGCUCACCAACCGAAAAGGAACCGUUUGAACAUCCAUUUGUGACAGGUUUGUGCGCCGCUGUGGUCGACUACAUUCCAAUGGACCAAGAUGAGCUCCAAUUGAGUCAAGGUGACACUGUGGAGAUCCAAGGUCUACUUGUAAGAGGCUUGGGCGUCUUCAUUGGAAAACACUCCUCAACUGGCUGUACUGGUUUUGUCCACAAGGCCCACGUCAAACCUCUGGACAUCAUGCCUCUAGACAGGCAAUUGGUCUUUCUGACAGAGGAGGAGCGGGCCACCCUGGCUGAGACUAACCCGUUCAGUUCUGAGCCAAGUGAUAGCAACCUACUGGAAAAGCUUUUCUCAUCUGAUAUCAGCUCUGUGUACAGGCUAGACAGGCUGGAUGAGUCCGACUUCAUGUACAUCAGGAACCGUCCCAAACGUGAUCACAAGGUCCCUGCAAGCACUCGUCAGAGCGUCAUGUCAGAGAGAAGCGAAGGAACACCCCCGUACCAUUCCUCACCCCGUCCGUCACUAUCUCACUCCUCCCCCCGUGUGUCCCUGUAUCAGUCCCACAAUCCUCUGCCACAUGACGGAGAGCCCUUGUCCUUCACUCUUGACGACACAUUCAGGGAACUGAGUGAGUUCCAGGAGGACCCGCCUCUCUUCUUAGAGGAAAACAGUUGGGAGGGCGAGGAGUCAGAACUCAGUGACCCCACGUUGACUUUACUAAACCAUGAUCACUUCCAGGAAGACUUCCUGCCCCUGUACGACCUACAGUGUUCCUUCCUGUGGGUGACCUUCAAUGGGAAGACUGAGAGUGAGCUUUCAGGGCGGCUCGAGAGUGUGAGGGAAUGUGCAAAGAGGAUGGGCAUGCAUUGGGCACACAGACGAGCUUGCUUCCUUCUGGGAAGACUAUGUGCCAGGAAACUAAAGCUAUCUCAGGCCCGUGUGUACUACGAAGAAGCUCUGAGUGUUCGAGUUGACAGUUUCAGAGACACGCCACUGCUCGUUGCUCUUCUCACCAAUGUUACCGCCGUCUACCUGAAGCAGCGUAUGACGGACAAGCUGCCCCUCACCUUGGAAAAGGCCAGCGCUGUGCUCCUCUGCCUUCCCAACCACACCUACACAUCUUCAGAUGAAAUUGAGCUACUCAAGCUGCUUCUGAGGAGAUCCGUGGUCAUGGGGGAUAAAUACCUCGAGGCCCGCGUGUGCUACCUUAUCUUCAGCCUCUUCCUGCUUCUCAGGAAACCUGAUGAUGCUCUUCCCUUUGUCGAGCGUCUACAGUUCCUCUCCUUGACUCUCUCAGCUAAUGACGGGCAUCCCAUAGCACCCUUGGACCUCAACUGGCUGCUGUGCUGGCUCUAUCACCGUAAAUACAUGCCGUAUCUGGCACUGGCUUCUCUGAGCCUAGACUCAAGACAAGACCACUCUCUCCACAAUACCUUUCAGAGGAUUGAGCUGUUCAUCAGAAAUGCGGUCCGACUGAACCCAUUGUGGAAGGAGGGAACCUCUCUACUCCCUGCCCAGAUUGUAAUCUACCUCAUUGAGGCUCUUGCUAUAGCCGAGAAAGAUGACGACUUAAAGACGCAGAGGGAUCUGUGUCUCGGCUUGGCCUCUGUUUAUCAGCAGUACGAUGCCCUUGAUAAAGCUGUGCGCUGCGCUCAGCAAGCAGUGGAAACAGGAGCCUUCAUUAAUGAGGAGGAAGGUUUUGAGGCAUCUGUGCUGCUUGGUUGGCUGCUGGUGUUAACAGGAGAGGCUGAAAAAGCUCAGAGUGUUCUGCAGCCACUGCUUGUAUCACUGCAGGGCACAGAUAGCUCCACUCAGAGAGGCGUCAUCCACAAUCUCUUGGCCUUGUGUCUGAGGCAACAGGGCUGCAUACCAGAGGCAGGCUGGCAGCUCCACUCAGCCUUGGCGAUAUCAAGGGAAAGUGGAAAUCAGAGGAAUCAGGCCCUGGCACUCGCCAACCUGGGAUGCCUGGCAUUGGAUGCAGGGGCAUCCACAUUGUCAGAACAUUUCUUGAUCAGAUCCUUGCACCUUUUCCUAGAGCUAUGGGAGAGCCCCACUGAUGAGGAGCAUGUCCAGACCUACCUUUGGCUGGGGAGGAGCUACAAAGACAGGGGGAAGAGUCACAACAUCAGGGUGUGCUACGAAAUGGGGCUUCUGAUUGCACUGCAUGCUAGAAACCUGCCCAGUCAGUUGGUGGUGGCCAAGGUGCUGAGUCGGUUGUAUUCCGACAUGCUGCUCUAUGGCCAAAGCAUCGUCUACUAUGAACACUGUGUGUCAGUUUCCAGAGAACUGAAGGACAAGAGGCUGGAAGGAGAGUACCUUGAAAUCCUAAGUAGCCUCUACCUCUCACUAAACACUGAAAGAUCAUCUCGUAAAUCUCUGGACUACACGAAGCAAAGCCUGAGGAUUUCUAUUGAUUUGGGUAAAAGAGAAGAGGAGUCUGAGACCUGGUUGCAGGUGGGAAGGAUCUACUAUCUCAUCCAGGAGGACGAGCUGGCCGACAUGUACUUGCAGGCAGCUGUGAAGACAGCCCUGAGAAUGAACGACCCUUAUUUUUCAAUGAGCAUCUAUGAAGAAGCGGGGGAUGUCUACUUUAAGGGUCACAGGAACAGGAUGGCUUCAGUGCCUUUCUACAGGGAUGGCAGUUUACCAUUUGCACGAAGUAUUAAAGACACCCAUUCAGAGUUUCGCUUGUUGAGUAAACUAACAGAACUGUUAAUGAACCAAGGGGAGCAGGAGGAGGCGCUGCAAUAUGCGACUCUUGCUGUUGAGGUAGCUAACCAAACAGGCGUGCAUGUGAAUGAGAGGACAGCCUACCACAGACUUGCAACGGUUUACUACAGCCUGCAGCACUACGAGAUGGCAGAAAACUACUACCUUAAGUCCCUGUUUCUCUGUCCGCCCGUGCUGCAGCAUGCAAAGGAGGCUCGCUACUACACUCAGGUCUACUGCAGGCUGGGAAAUCUCACUCUGCACAAGCUCAAGGAUGCUUUUGAUGCAGUGGGUUACUUCCACCUGGCUCUGGCAGCCGCACUGGAGGAUCGGACCAACCCAGAGGCUCUGUACAUUGUGUACAUGAAGCUGGCCGAGAUCCACGGCAACCACAUGCCUGAUGCUCAGCUGUGCCAGCUUUACAGAGACAGAGCCCACAGUCUGAAGAGAGUCCUGUCAGGAGAGGAAGCGGUGCGGGAGGAAAUUGUUAAUUAUACAAGUGAAGACUGUGACAGUGAGACAUUCCCAAGAACUUGUCGAAUCCAAGGUGAAGCCUUCAGUGAUAUCGCUAAUGAAGAUAACAGGAAGAUGGAUGAAUGCAGUCCUGCUCCUGAUAUGGAAAGUCAGAUUGUUGACGCCUCUGGAUUUAUCACAAGUCGGUCGUACAGUGAGAGUAUCUUGACAGAGUCUUUUGACACAGCUAGGGAGCACCUGUCAGACUCCUACAGCUUCACUGACACUGUACAAAAUUCCCAAAGGCAAAAGAACGGCAAUGAAUUGAUCUCUGGUAACCUCAGUCACACAUCAGAGGAGGAAACAGUUGUGGAUGCAGAGCUUCAGAAAGAUCAGAAAGAUCCCGCUCAGAUAGACAGAUAAGAACUUCCCAUCCUAGGUGGACUUAAAUGGACAUGUAGAUGAGCUACAAAACAAUUCCCAGUAGCACUUUAUGCUCCUCAGUGACCGUUAACAGAAUGCAAUAUUACAACAACACGGCACUUAUUGUAUAGAAAGAGAGGUCCUUUAAAAAGAUGUGCCUUUUUUUUUUUUUUUUUACAAAAUUUGCUCAAGGUAUAACAAUGUCCUGGUGAUGUAGGUUUUUUUAAUGUCUUUGAUACUAUAUAUCUGCAAGUAAAGUCAAAUGAUGUCUUAUGUCUUUUUCCACCAACAAAAAGAACAGGAAAAAUGUAAAAUUAUGAAUAAAUUAUUUCUGAAUCACAUUAAAAGUAAAUCCUACAGUGUUUCUCAUAAAUUUGGCCCAGCAAAAAUGGAACUGGAAAGUUGCUUGUCCUUCCAAUUCCACACAGUAGAUGGACGUAGUAUAAGUGUAUCUGUGUGAUAUGGAGUGUUUGAUACACUCAGCAUGCAAGUUACAAGUCAAAAUUAUCUACCUCUGUCUGUAAAUAAUAUGUAAAAUCUAACCAGUAAACUUCGAACGUUUACAGUUUUGAAGCUUACAGAUAAUCAAAGCAGUUGAUAUAAUUUGCCAAUAAAGAUAUUUGCACAUAUGUUCUCAAUAGUUGUGUUGAUAACCGGAGUACAGCUAAUAUGUCAGUCAAAAUAGCUACCUAGCUUUCAUUAGGACACACAGUUUGUGUAUUACUUCAAGUUAGCAUUUGCUGCCAAGCAUU
This is a messenger RNA of Doryrhamphus excisus (bluestripe pipefish), 6086 nucleotides long. It is a transcript of the gene sh3tc2, whose product is annotated as SH3 domain and tetratricopeptide repeats 2. The record is from RefSeq and is a predicted model, not a curated record. Gene Ontology annotation, molecular function: protein binding. NCBI's taxonomy places the organism in Eukaryota, Metazoa, Chordata, Actinopteri, Syngnathiformes, Syngnathidae. Gene Ontology annotation, biological process: regulation of ERBB signaling pathway; regulation of intracellular protein transport.